GCGAUGGCAUCAUAUUCACAGAUAAGUAACGUCAUGAGCGGUAUGCAGCUGAGCUAGCUCCACGGCAGGCAGGCACCACACAUACACACAAUCACAUCACACAUAACAUACAAAGUGGACGUAUGUAUCGAUAUCGAUAUCGUGUCCCUGUCGGACGCCAACCAAACCAGCUCAGACAGAGACUUCAUUCAUUCAUUCAUUCAUUGACUACAACUGACACAUACAUACAACACCAUACCGUAAGAGAGUCACCCACUCGCCAAUCGCCCAAAACCUUCACAGUAUUCAUUCGACUAGGAUCACCCAACAAACAAAGAAACAUCACAUCAAAGGCACACCAUACCACAACGCAAGACAACACACCAUAACACACCACACCUCGCACACAUGCAGACACGCACACGAAGGAGAAAAAGACAGAGAUGGAGACAAAGUGUGUAGAAGUAGAAACCAGCAGGCAGGGAGGGAGGGAGGGAGGGAGGGGUUCAUCCAUCCAUCCAUCCAUCCACUUCAUUAUUGAGGGUGUCUGGCCACACACUGUUUGUUGGGCCGUCCCGUCCUGUCACAGACAUACGUAUAUACACACACCUGUAUACCUAGCCUGUAUACCUAGCCACGCAUACACACAUACACACAUACAUACAUACACACAUGCGUACACACAUACAUACGUACAUAUAUAUGUGGAUCGAUCGCGGUGAGGGAUGAUCGCACAAAAAAUAUACACAGGCAGGCAUUUCUUUCAUUCAGGCGAGCAGGCAGGCAGGGCGCGGUGCGGUCGGCGGCCUCACUAGGGCGAGCAAGUGUAUGUAUGUAUUGUUGGAUUGUCAGUCAUUACAUGCAGCCAGUCCAUGCGGUCGGGCAAGCCAAGCAUGCAGAACUUCGACAACAUACCUGCGGCACACCAACAUGUAAUCCAUCGCAUGUAGCCAUGCAUGCUAUUGACCCCACUCACUUCACUCACUCCCCAGCUCGCAUUAAUGGCACUUUCCAGGCGCCGACCGACAGACCAACCGACCCGCACCGCAAAAAGACGUCGACACUCCAAAAGCCCCAUCCAUCCAUCCAUCGAUCGAUCAUCACUGUCUCUUUCUCCUUCGCUCAGCCUCCUUUUCCCGCACUUUGUACAGGCCCGCGUAGCGUCCCAGCAUCACAUAUGUCGCCAUGGGAUUCAUGCGAGUCACCUGCAUGUGUGAAUCAUUCACAGCGCAUGAGACACACACACACAUGUGUGUCGUGUGUGGGUGGCCUGACCAUGGGUACGACUGAUGCGUCGACGAUUGAGAGGUCAUCGAUCCCACAGACACGGAAGUCAUUGCCCACCACCUUGCCCAUUGCCGCAGACCUGCACACACAUACACAUAUACACACAGCGAGACAUGCCUGCAGGAGCCCGGAUCGGCACCCCCUCUGAUUUCACCUACCCUGUCCAGUGCCAUAUAGAGCUGCCGUGUGACCGCACGUAAUUACCCAACGACUCAGGGUCCUGGAGAUCUGAUGUGCACCCAGCCACCCAGCAAUCCAGUGUCUUGCGUCCUAAUGCAUGGAUGCACGUAUCUUAUCCUUGCAGUGGGUAAGUACCCUUGGGCAGUGGGGGAAAGAGUGCAUACUCUUUGGCUGCCUCGAGCUGGUCCGAGGCGCUCAGUAUCUCCGCCUGGUCGCAGUUUACACCGGGGGUCUCGGCACCGCCCAGGAAACAAGACGACGUGUAGUUGGUGCCACGCCGCGACCUCGCCCUCUGACGGAGCUCCGCAUCCUCCGUCACGGCCUUUAUCUCCUCCUUGAGCCACUGCACGACCUCCGAAUCGUCCUCACGGGGGUUCAGCCGAUGCCGCCGCCUCUCCAUGUCCACGGCGUCGUCAUAGCCACCAAUGCCACCCCCAAGCUCCUCCUGCAAAAGACGGAGGGCAGUGGCGUUGAGGUCCGUGCUCGCAUCCUGCUGCGCCGCCAUGGUGGCGUUGAAGGCCUGGGUGAGGGUGUCGUUGUAAUUGGGCGGCGUGGUCUUUUCUGGCCGGAUGAGCCGCAGGAAGGCGUCGAUGGAGGGAAGCGGCGGGAACUCGAUCUGGCGACGGAUGGUCUCAAUGGCCUAUAUAUGUGCGACAUGGCACACAAUGGGCAUGUCGGGUGAGGGUGUAUGUUUGCUCACGUAUUGGCUAUUACCUCGAAAAUAGGGUUUUGUUUAGGCAGCAGCCUCUGUCCCACGAUAGCGAGGUCCAGCACACCGUUGAGCACGAUCAGGGGACAGGACAGCGGCGACUUUUUCUGAAAAAUCCCUUCAAACUCGCCAGUACCAAUCGCCUGCAAACGCAUCGAAGCACAAAAUGAGACAUGUCAUGCGCAGAUGCGAUGUAGGGUCUGCCCAUGAAUGUACCCUGAGGACUCGUUGCAGGCCGUAGACUGCGUCGCGCAGGUCCUUGCCCUCCGGAUCACCGUAGUAGUUGGCGGAGACAAUGGGAUCGCCUAAACCGCGCAACAGCACAUGGACAUGCCGGCCUGUCCUCGCACACUGUUUGUGUGCACUGCAUGCUUACCCUUCUUGUUGAUGGUGACUGACCCCCGUGACCUGGGCACCGAGUUGAAGGUAAACAGGGCAGCGACGCUCCUGAGGCACUGGAUGAGUGGCUUGAACGGGAUGCACACGAUGUCGUUGAGGUUGGCCGAACACGUAGACAGAAUGGUCACCAACCAAUCCACCUCACUGACACCCACACACACAUGCAUAGCAUACAUGACUCACGCGCACGCGAACGAUCAGUGAGUGCGGUGGUUGGUUGGUUGUCUCACGGCGUGGAUCUGUAGUGGGGAGGAAGUACGAAUCGCGUGGCGUACAGGACGCCCUCGGCGAUCUGUGCGCCUGAGAGCUCCUCCGUCGGCACGUACGCACACGUCGGGUUGGCCAUCAUCUCCGACAGACUACGAAGACACACACGCAUCCGUGUGUCAGAUGUCUGUUCCGUCCUCUCACUCACUCACUCACUCACUCACCCGAAUCCUUUACAGCCCGUCCCCUCCUGCAGCAGCCCCGCCACCUGGACGAGCGUGGCGUUGUAUCCCUGAUCCGGCAUCUGUUUCGGCUCGAAGAACGCGUCCACCGGCACAAAAUUCCGAUCCAUCAGAUUCUUGCCCAGAUCGGGGACCUCCUUAACCAUCUUCAGCUUCCGCACAUCCUCAACAAUUUCCCGCGGACCCACGCCAUUGUUCAUCAGCAGAGCGGGCGUGUAGAUGGCCCCCGCUGAGAGGAUCACCUCGCCGCCCUUUUUGAUGCACGCCUUCCGCAGAGUGACAGGCUUUGUGGGCUUCCUUUCUUGGCCAAACAGUUCUGCCGUGAUGUUGACCUCCUCUCGUCGUGACGAAGAGGGAAACAUGUCAAAGAAUCCCUCGACGGUUUCAAAGAGGGAGUUGGCGAGACUGUCCACCCUCUCCAGAGACUCAGGCGACGGGGCGUAGCCGACACACUCGAUCCGUGGGUUGCCGGUUUGCUCAUCCGUGACGAAAUGCAGCUUGUGCACGGUGGUGCGUUUAAUCGUCUUCAGGGUCUGCUGCUCCUGUUGUCGCAUCCGUAGGAUCUCGUCUGUGGCCCGCCGCGGCCUCAUGGGUGAGAGAUCCUUCUCAAAACGUUGUUCGAAGAGGGAGAAGGCGUUCCAUGAGCCCUGGCUCAGCUCAAAAGACUCGCCAUGGUAAGGCUCCCAGCCGACUUUUGCCGUGGCGCGCUGCCAGGCGCUGCCGUAGGGCUCUGAGAAGGGCAUCGGGUGGCCGAGCUGUUCGCGGACCCACGUGUAAGACUGCAAUGUCAGCCAACACACAUGAGUGUGGUGUCAUUCAUCUGCUGACGCGAGACAUGUUUGCUCACCUCGUUGACCAUGGCCGGGUCGAAGUCAGCUCCGUACUCUUCGCGGAUAAAGUCGAAGUAGUCGUUUUUCUCCUGGAUCCAGAUGGCCAGGUUGACGGCCGUGCCCCCACUCAUGACGUUGCCGAUAUGCGACCUGACGCCCUCGAGCGUGAGCAGGUCCUGCGUCAGGUCCUUGUUGAGCAAACCCAGACCAGUGCCACCGAUGGUCAGCCCCUCUGGGCUGUCCGACCUGUCCCCGCCCCGUUCGAUCAGCAGCACCUUGGCGCCCGAUUCCGCCAGGGUCUGAGAGAGGGGAAUGCCUGCAGCACCGGCACCGACCACGAUGUAGUCGAAAAGGUCAUCCUCAGCGGGAAACCACGCCUGCAGGGGCGUGAUCGACAUGAACAGAUGGACCAAGAGAAGAAGGCCUUUGUGUGCCCGCGUGCGGUGUGUGCGUACCUUUUGCUCUGAGCGACUCCGCCCUCUUUCGUUGCCUCCCCUGUCGGGCAGCCCACAUGUGCCCUUGAUCAUCACGAGGAGGAUCACGAUGAAGACCCUCCCAACAGCCCAUCGGCACCAUCCCCUCUGCCGCCUGUGCCUUCCGCUCGUCUGGAGGAGGGGCAACAGACCAGCACGUGGGUCAGAGGGCAUCGUAGGGAGGGGAUGCGUGCCGCGGCUGGAGUUGUGGGUCAAUGGAUGAGGGGGGUCUGAAGGGACCGCACUCACCUGCCUUCUCACAGAGCCGUCACUAGGCAUCUCGUGAGUCACCACCGACGUCGUCGAGUCCUUCC
Molecule: messenger RNA, 4620 nt
Organism: Vitrella brassicaformis
Lineage: Eukaryota; Vitrellaceae
Source: the annotation of a GenBank genome assembly